Molecule: messenger RNA, 6134 nt
Organism: Passer domesticus (house sparrow)
Lineage: Eukaryota; Metazoa; Chordata; Aves; Passeriformes; Passeridae
Gene: TMEM67
Product: transmembrane protein 67
Exons: 28
Coding region: 16-2970 (984 amino acids)
Biological process (GO): cilium assembly
Cellular component (GO): MKS complex; ciliary transition zone
Source: RefSeq, a predicted model, not a curated record
GUAGGCGCGGUGGCCAUGGCGACGCGGGGCGGCGGGGCCGCGGCGGGCGCCGCGCUGCUCGUGGCGCUGUCGGCGGCGCUGCCCCGCGCCCGCGGCUUCUCCCUGCCGCUCCAGCGCCCCGCCGACUGCGGCCCCGACCUCUACUUCGACAGCUCCCGCCUGGCCUGCGCGCCCUGCGGGGCCCACCAGCGGCAGAGCGCCGGCGGUAGUUCCUGUGAAUGUGAGCCAGGAUACAGGAUGGUUUCUAGUAAUGAUGGGUUCUCUGUUACUUGUGAAAAAUGCCCAGAAAAUAUGAGUGGAGUUACUCAAGAUGGAUGGAAUUGUAUUACUUGCCCCAAAGGCCUGACUUCAAAAGGAAAUUGCAAAUGCCCCAGUAAUGAAAUACUAGUGGAAAGAAGCGUCGAUGGUGUUCUGCUUGAUGAAGCCUUGUGCAUGCAUUGUAAUGGAAGUGAGCAGUCCUUCUCUGCCCCAGAUGCAUCAGGAAGCAGGUGUGUAAGAUGUGAAAAGACAUUCAUCCAAGUAAGCAAGUCUUGUGACUGCAACAGCCCAAACAUUCUAACUGGGGGGUUGUGUUUCUUGGCUCGUGAAGGCUUACCCCCAAAGGGAGUUGCAGCUGUUCGUUUUGCACAGCUGGGUAUAACACUGGCAUCAGCAUGGUUUCUGAAAAACCUUCAGUCCUCGGCCUUUUCCUGUUGGGUGUACUCUAAUCUGACAGCAUGCCAAGCUCUUGGAAAUAUGUGUGUGAUGAACAUGAACUCAUUGAGUUCUUCAAGUACUGAUGCCUGUGGUUUGUUUCAGUAUAUUUUUGUCAGUACAGCAAGGGUAGGCGUCAUUCAUUCAAUACCCUACUGGAGGCAUAAUCUUCCAUGGCUGUAUUAUGGUGACCAACCAGGAUUAGCAUCCCAAGUGCUUGAGAAAAAUCAUUUUCCUACAACCUUCACUUUUAAGGGAACAGAUAAGGAUGUAAAGCUGAAAUUUAUUGCAGCCUCAUUUGAUGCAGCAGGAAACUUUCUUAAGUGGCAAAGUUUGGAAGGAGGUCUCUUACAGCUUUGUCCUGAUACCCAAACUAAAUUGAACGCAGCUUAUGUUUUUGGAACAACUUAUCAACAAAAUUGCAAAAUUUCAGUUUCUAAGAUUUUGUUGGAUUUUGCUAAUCCAGUUUUUUAUGACCUGUUCCUUGAAUAUAAUGGUGGCAAUGGACAGCAACAUCUUUGGGCCGUGCCAGUUUUAAAUUUGAAUCUUCAAUACAAUGAAAAGUUUGUUAAUCAAGGCAGUAAUAUGAACAACUGGCUUUUGACUCGUCGAUUUUUUUUGGUGGAUGCACUUAGUGGAAAAGAGAAUGACUUGGGAAAACCACCAAGGGUAAUUCGGAUUGCUAGCAAAAUAACAAUAAGUAUCCAGCUGGUCUCCCAUACACAGAGAGGAACCAUCUACCCUCCUCUAAUUACUGUUGCUUACACAGAUGUGCUUAUACAAAACCCUGAAACCCAGAGUGUGAUGGUUUCAUUCGCAGUCAGCUAUGAGAUGAAUCAGAGAGAGGCUCAAAUUCAGACUGAUAUCGCACUGGGUGUGUUGGGUGGACUGGCAGUGUUAUGGUCUCUUCUCAAGACUGCAGGCUGGAAGAGGCGGACAGGAAGCUCUAUAAUUGACUUGCAGACAGUUUUCAAGUUCUUACUGUUCUAUGCUGGAGACCUUGCCAACGUUUUCUUUAUCAUCACAGUGGGCACAGGGAUUUAUUGGCUUGUAUUCUUCAAAGCUCAGCAGUUUGUAUCUGUUCUUUUACCUCUUCCAUCUCAAGAAGAAGAUUUUGUAACAUACAUAGCAUGUGCAUUUAGUUUAAAGGCUCUGCAGUUUUUACACUUGCUGGUUUCACAACUUGCUAUUGAUAUUUUCUUUAUUGACUGGGAAAGACCUAAGGGCAAAGUUCUUAAAGCAGUUGAAGGUGAAGGUGUUACUAAAAGUGCUGCUGCACCUGUGAGCAUAUGGAGGACAUACUUUAUAGCAAAUGAGUGGAAUGAAAUUCAGACAGUGAGGAAAAUAAAUCCUCUCUUUCAAGUGCUUGCAGUUCUUUUCUUUCUGGAGGUGGUGGGAUUUUCAAACCUGGCUUUAAUGGAUGCUUCUUCCAGUCUUACAAGAAGCAGUGAGAGCUAUGUAGCUCCUUGGAGCCGCAUUUUAAGAUUUGGGGUGUCUGCUGCACUCUGGGUAGCCAUUGCCAUCCUACAAGUUAUAUUUUUUGCUGUGAUUUAUGAAAGAUUUGUUGAAGAUAAGAUAGGCCAAUUUGUUGAUUUGUGUUGUGUGAGCAAUAUUUCAGUGUUUCUCUUGUCACACAACUGCUUUGGUCAUUAUAUCCAUGGUCGCUCAGUGCAUGGACAUGCAGAUACCAAUAUGGAAGAAAUGAAUAUGAACCUGAAGAGAGAAGCAGAAAAUCUGUGUAGUCAGAGAGGUUUGUUACCAAACACAGAUGGCCAGACAUUUCAGAUUUCCAUUUCAAGAAAAAUGCGACUAAACUAUGACUGGAUUCAUGAAACUUUAACAAGAAAACGUGGUCCUGCCAGGCUUUUGGACUCAUCUGCAAAUACUUUUGAACAAAGCACAAGGGCCUACAACGCCAUGAACAAAUUUCUCAGUUCUUUUAUUGAUCACGUUCAUAAAGAAAUGGAUUACAUUGUCAAAGAUAAGUUGCUGCUUGAACGAAUUCUUGGCAUGGAGUUCAUGGAACCAAUAGAGAAAAGUAUUUUUUAUAAUGAUGAAGGACACUCUUUCACUGAUGUCCUCUAUUAUGGCAAUGAAACAACACUGCUCAUCUUUGAUAUCCUGUUUUUCUCGGUUGUGGAUUUAGCUUCCCAAAGUUUUGUUUUAGCAGCUAUUCUAACAUACUUGCAACAAGAGAUAUUUAGGUUUAUUCGUAGUACACUUGGGCAGAAGAAUUUGGCAUCUAAAACCUUGGUGGAUCAAAGAUUUCUCAUUUAAUUGAGAAGAUGAAAAACUGUUAAGGAUUUAAUCAUGGAAAAUACGAACAUGAUCAAAGCGUCUCUGACCUGCAGAUUAAUUGUAGUGCACUUUUCAACAAUAACAAUGUAAGGGGUUUGAAACUUGUCAUUUUUUAUAUUUUGUGCUAUUAAGCUUUAUUUUUCUGUAUUUAUAGGGUUUUCGUUUUUAAUUUGUGAACACUAAGCCAUGGGUCUUUAAAAAGAAAGGUACAUGCAAAUAAGACAGAAGUAAACUUACUGUUAUUAUUAUUAGAAUAAGAUAAAAAUUAUUUUAUGGCUUUUGAUAAGAUAUGGACCACUGACUUUGAGGCAACAAAUUGAGCAUCUGAUUGACAGGAGAGGUUGCCAACUCUGAAAUUCUCUGAAAAUACCUUAAAUCUUUGUUCUUUUGUUAAAGUUAUUUUGAGGUGUAAUGUAUAGCAAAUAUAUGUCAAAUUUUACACAGCACAAGAUUUGUUUUAAGUUAGUAUUUCAGGAGGAAUUUUUAAAUAUCACUUAUUUGCAGCAACUUCCACUUGAAAUUUUUUAUGUUUCUGUCUUUUGUCAUACAGUAUUGUAUAAUUAUGUCUCUUCUCUUGGAGUUUAUCAUUGUUUUUCUUGGGUGUGGCCUACACAUGACAUCCCAAACAUGUAUUUGAGGUACAGUUGUGUUACAAUGAUGUAGAAAAAGAGGCUAUGAUAGAGCAGAGGCGAUGGCCAUCAGCAUUUGGGAUUUGUUCUUGAUCUUCUGUCUUGUGGUGCUAGAUGUUCAGAGAAACAACAGUAAUUAUUCUGUUCACUUUUUCCACACAAGUGAAAUGGAAGCAAUUUUUAAAAAUCUUUUUAGAAUUGUUGUCACAGGUGCUCAUGGUCUCUUAAUUUUCUGAUUUUAUUACCUUUAUAUAUAACAGAGACAUAAUAAUUUUACUGUCAUCAUAUUUUGGAAUUUAGAAAGAUUAAUAAUUACUCAAGUGCCAAGGGAGAUUGUGAAUGGCCUUCAAAUCACCUUAAACUGAGGUGUCUACCUCCCAUUUUUGUCACUAAAAAGUCUCCCUAUCUUUUUAUACUUAAUGUUUUUUCAGUAAAUAGUUAAACAUGAAUAGUGUUUGCUGGAUUUAUAGCUGUUACUUGUCUUUAGAUGACUCAACAAGGGACUUACAGGAGCAAAAACACCAGAAAAAUAUCAGUCACCAUCAUCUCAUGUUUAUUCUGAAACAGACUGAGGACAUGACUGGUUGAACUUUGCAGAUUUCCAGUGCAGAUAUGCUUAUCUGAGUUGAAGCAGCAUUGCAUUUCAGGUGGUUUUUGGCUUCAUAAAGAGGACCAUGUUCUCAUGUUGGUACCAUGUCAUAUCACACCAAACUGAGAGUAACAUGGACAUAAAUCUCACAGUAAAUCUCACAGUCGCUAUUGCUCCACUGCAUUUGCUUUUGGUGUUGCAAAGCCCGUGUCUCUUGCUACUCCAGUGUAGUUGUACUGAGUGAUAGAACGUGCCUGCCAGUAAGGCUGUGCUCAGAGAGAUAACUGAAAAGCUGAUUUGCAGUGGGACAUCCAUUUAUUAAUGUGCAGUUUAGCAUGGGCAGUUCCAUUUCAUGCUUUCCUUGCUUCUGUCUACUUGUGGACACAAUUCUUAGUUUGUUGGUACACACUAUGCCUCAGAAAAUGUGGUUUCUAAUAGAGUGAAGUGUUCAGGAUAAUAAAAUUAAGAUCGUUGCAUUUAUGGUGAAUGUAGUAAUUAAAGUGUCUGUUAGGUUUUGGAUCCGUUUAAACAGCCAAAAAUCAUAUUUCCACUGGGAACCAUGACUGUAUGACCACAUUAGUUGUGAGGUUUCUUGUCAGUGAUCUACUGAGAGCAGAAAGUGUAAAUUAAGCUAAGGAGCCAUCUGACAAAAUGUCUGCAGCAGGACAUUCACAAGGCAAAGUUAGCCUCAGCUGGUGUCCAUGUAUUUCUUUGGUGGAUAUCUUUGCAUAGCUUAACUAAACUUAAGUCCUUACAAGGCCCUGCAAAGUCAGUUCAUGAGAGGAAAUAAAAGUUUUGUCAUGUGACCAUGUUUACUCAAGCUAACAGAUGUGACUAAAGGGGUGUAGGGAGUUGCUGUGGUCCAUUAAAGAGCGAGGGUGACCCUGGUGCAGUGCCCUAAUACUGAUCUUUAGGCCAGGAGAACUGUGAAUAGAACGGCAUAUCACUGUCAGUGGUCACAGGCACAGGCUUUUCUCUCUGAAUUCUGGUGAUGUGUUCAUGAUCAUGAAGUGUUUCUAGUACCACACCUCAACCAUACCUUCUCCAGAGUGGUCAGAUUCAUGACCAACUCCAGUCAGAGUAAUUAAACUAACUAGACUUGGGUGAUGCAGAGAGUGUCUGAAAGCAGAGUGAAGAUGUGGUUGUGCCAUCUGUAGGUGUGUGCCAUGUGUAGGUGUAGGUCAGUUAAUUCGGUUUUCAUCAGUUCAGUACCUGCAGAAAUGGAGACGUUUCAGCUUGGGGGAUCUCACUCUGUACCCUGUUCUCAAUGCUUGUGCUAACCAGGUACAUGUCUCAUACAAAACUCCUGCUUUGAGUUUGCUUUAAUUAUGCUAUGUCUUUAAUUAUCUGCUGCACAGUAGGGCACGUGAAAGCUUUAAUGACCUUGCAUUUUGCAAGAACUACUGCUAAAAACAACUCUUUUUAACAGAUAAAUGAUAAGUUAAUCUAAAAACAUCCUGUCAAAACAAUUCGGUCACUUGGCCCUCUCUUUCUCCUCAGUGUACACACUACUCUGUUUUGUUUUAUUUUUCCAGAUCAUUUGUCUAAAAUGUUAAUUUUCCUAGCAUAGGCACUCUACAUGAUUUAGGAAAUAAUUACAGGAGUCAAAAGCUCCAGGAAUUCCAAGAAGCUUUUCCUCACUGUUGCUGUCCAGUGAACACUUGGAACAGGUUGGCUGAGCUUUGUUCCCCUACUCCUUGAUAUUUGUUCAGGAAAUAUCAAACUUGGUAUUUGUUCAAGAAAUAUCCGUUCUGGUUGUACUUCCAGCUUAAUGGUUUUUAUUUUUUUAACAUUAAUAUGGAUCUACGAUGUAUUGUUCAUGUGAUGAGUGUCUUUCAGGUUUCUAAAUGUUCUGUUUGCCCACCUGGCAUUUCAGUCUCUCCUGUCUGUUUCUCUGAGCAAUAAAAAAAAUGUCAAAGAUUUGA